GCAAAGCUUGGCGAGAAAGAUAAAGAGGUCACUUCCAAGAAACUUGUCCAAGAAUAUUCAACCCUGAUUUUGUCUUAUAAAUACAUAUCAUGAAACUAAAUCUAAACAUCAUAAAAAACUCUAAACAUGUCUCCCUUGGCGUCUUUCUUUGGUUGCUUCGUUCCAAAAUCCAGGGCAAAGAUUAGCUCAACCAAUGAUAGUAACUCGAAAGUCUUGUCCUUGGAGAAACCAAAAAUCAAAUCAAAAUCUCCGAGAGCUCCAGUCAUCGUGUCUUAUUUUCCCGCAGGUUCGAAUCUUUCGCGUUUGUAAGAGAAGAUAUAAGAUAUGCGGGGACGUAUCUAAACAAUUCACCAAUCAUGUAAUAAUGUCAAACGUGGUGCGUAUUUAAAUGAAAACCGCACUCCACAGCAAAACAACAAAACGACAACAAAAUAUAUAUUAUUUUGUCUACUUUUCACUACAAAAGCGGUGCGUAUUUACCCGCAUCAAACUAGGGGAGUUAUGACAAUCUAAGUGCGGUUUUAUGUAUACUAGAUCCUUUCUCCGCGCUACGCGCGGAUAAUAUAUUUAAAUUUGUUAUAUUUAUUAUUUUUAUUUGUAUGUGAAUUUUUAUAUAUUAAAUUAUAUAUAACUAAUUUUUAAUUUUUUUUUUAUAUU
Messenger RNA from Brassica napus (rape), 657 nucleotides. RefSeq lists its product as uncharacterized. The coding region runs from base 127 to 309 and encodes 60 amino acids. The transcript has a single exon. Lineage: Eukaryota; Viridiplantae; Streptophyta; Magnoliopsida; Brassicales; Brassicaceae. The record is from RefSeq and is a predicted model, not a curated record.